UAGUCCUGGUAAUGAAAAUUGAAUAGGAGUCUUCUCGUGGAAAAGGAAGGCUUAAAAGUUGAUUAUUGGCGAAUGUCACAUAUCAGUGUCAGAGAGAACUCAUAAUUGCAUUAUUUUGUUCACCGACAUUUGGCUGGACUGCCUCACGUAUAGAAAAGAUUCCACUGUAUCAUUUAACACCUUUAACCAAGAUGGGGAAACAGAACAGUAAACUGAGACCGGAAGUACUGGCAGAUCUAAACCUGAACACGAGCUUCAGCAAAGAAGAAAUUCAGGAGUGGUAUAAAGGCUUCAUUAAUGACUGUCCCGGCGGAAGUUUGAGCAUAAACGAAUUUAAAAACAUAUACUCUGAAUUAUUUCCUCUUGGAGACGCCUCUAAGUUUGCAGAACACGUGUUUAGAGCAUUUGAUGAGAAUGGAGAUGGAACACUAGAUUUUCGGGAGUUUAUGUGUGCGUUAAACGUAUCCUCCCGAGGAACCCUAGAGCAGAAGAUACACUUUGCAUUCCGGAUAUACGAUCUUGAUGGCGAUGGUUAUAUUUCAAAAGAUGAAAUGUGUGAAAUCAUCAAAGCAAUAUACAAAAUGGUUGGACCAGCAAUGAAAGAAGACGAACAGGAACAAACGCCAGAGGAGAGAACGGAAGUACUGUUUCGGAAGAUGGAUAAAAACAUGGACCAGCUUCUGUCACUUCCGGAAUUCAUAGAGGGUGUCAAAGGGGAUUCUACAAUUGUAAAAUUCCUACAGUGUGAUAUUUAAACCUACAAAAUUACUAUUUAGUUUUUUUUCAUCUAUCAUGCAUUAACUUCCUGUUGCUUGGUUAAACAUUAUUUUGCACACUAUGUGAUGUGUAAUUGCAUGUAUCUUUUAAUCACUCGGAAAAAUUGUAUUACAAAAUCAAGGAGAUAUGUCCAAUAAAAUUAAAAAUGCCUUCUCUUCUUCAUUUUACAGAUCCUGUACUAUUAAUAUAUAUGUUUAUUUACAUAAUUUAGUCAGAAGAAGGAAAGAAAAAAAUUUAUAAAUCAUACAUAUGUAUAACGAUUCGAUUAUUCCCUUUAUGAAGACUGAGUAAAUUAUUUUAUUUC
Saccostrea cuccullata (small rock oyster) is the source of this 1081-nucleotide messenger RNA. Its product is annotated as neurocalcin homolog. The record is from RefSeq and is a predicted model, not a curated record. Bases 192 to 755 code for a protein of 187 amino acids. Gene Ontology annotation, molecular function: calcium ion binding. NCBI's taxonomy places the organism in Eukaryota, Metazoa, Mollusca, Bivalvia, Ostreida, Ostreidae. The transcript is spliced from 3 exons.